GGCGCGCCGUUUUCCAGAAGCUGCUGGCGGGAGGCGGCAGUCGAGCGGGGCGGUGCGUGUGGGAGGGGGGUGUGCAGGGGGAGGGGAGUCCGGGAACUUUGAGACUCGGCCCGGGGGCCCUCGGUGACAUUCCAGGCGAAGCCGCGGCCAGGCCAGCCUCCCGGGCUCGGACCCUGACCUUCCGCCGGCUGCAGAGUCUCCGGCCACGCCGCCCCGGGAGGGAGAGAGAGAGAGAGAGAGAGACCCCCGCUGUCCCCGCAGCCGCGCGCCAUCCAGACGGCGGAAGACGCGUCGGCGGGCAUGGGCCGCUUCUCGCCGGAGCCGUGGCUGCCGCAGCUACUCAGCCCCCGGGGCCUGGCUCUCGCCGCGGCCCUGUUGCUGCUGGUCUUAUUCCUGCGCACCCGGCGCACCAGGAGACCUGGUGAGCCUCCUUUAGUAAAAAGCUGGCUUCCUUUCAUUGGAGAAGCCCUGAAAUUACAAAGAGAUCCCAUAGGUUUCAUGACUACUCUUCAGAAGCAGUAUGGUGACAUUUUCACUGUUCUCCUUGGAGGAAAGUACAUCACAUUUAUCCUGGAUCCUUUCCAGUACCAGUCAGUGAUCAAAAAUCAAAAAUUAAGCUUUCGAGGAUUUAGUAAUAAAGUAUUACUGAGAGUAUUUUCUAUCAAAAAGUUGGUGGAGGAUGACGCCAUGAACGAUGAGCUUCAUACCUGCUAUCAGCUUUUACAAGGGAGGCAUCUGGACAUGCUGAUGGAAAACACAAUGCAGAGUCUAAAGCAGGUUUUUGAACCCCAGCUCUUAAAAACCACAAGUUGGCACACAGAAUCCUUGUUCACAUUCUGCAACUCAGUAAUAUUUGAGAUGACAUUGACAACUGUAUAUGGAAGUAUUCUCCUUGGCCACAGGAAAACAUUUAUUACUGAGUUAAAAGAUGACUUUUUCAAAUUUGAUGGCAAAUUCACACAAUUAGCAUCGGGCAUGCCCAUUGAGCUUUUAGGAAAUAUCAAGUCUAUUCGAUUGAAACUGAUAAAACUGUUGACAACAGAAAACUUAGCUAAGUUCCAAGGCUGGUCAGAAGUUGUUCAAAGGAGGCAAGAUAUCCUGGAGAAAUACUAUCUGCCCCAGGAUAUUGAAAUAGGAGCACAUCAUUUAGGCUUGCUCUGGGCCUCUGUGGCAAACACUGCUCCAACUAUGUCCUGGACUAUGUAUUACCUUCUCCGGAACCCAGAAGCUAUGGCAGUGCUGCGUGACGAAAUUGACCAUUUGCUACAGUCAACAGGUCAAAAGAAAGGGCCUGGAUUUUCCAUCCACCUCACCAGAGAACAAUUGGACAGCCUGGUCUACCUAGAAAGCACCAUUCUUGAGAGCUUACGACUAUCCUCGUUUUCAAGCACCUUUCGUUUUGUUCAAGAGGACCUGACACUACAUUUAGAGGCCCAGGACUGCUGUCUGCGGAAGGGAGACUUUGUAGGCGUCUUUCCUCCCAUCUUACACUACGACCCUGAAAUCUUUGAAGCUCCAGAGGAGUUUAGAUUUGAUCGUUUUGUAGAAAAUGGUAAGAAGAAAACCACCUUUUUUAAAAGAGGGAAAAAGCUGAAGUAUUACCUAAUGCCUUUUGGAUUUGGAAUCAGCAAAUGUCCGGGCCGAUUUUUGGCAGUUGUUGAAAUAAAGCAAUUGUUGGUUAUACUUUUAACUUAUUUUGAUUUAGAAAUAAUUGAUGAUAAACCUGUAAAACUAAACUUCAGUCGCUCUUUGUUUGGCAUUCAGCAUCCAGACUCAGAUGUUUCAUUUCGAUACAAAGUAAAAUCUUAAAGAAGCUAAAAGGAAAGAAAAGAAAUCUAUCAAAACUAACCCAAAUAGGUCCUCAGCUCACCUAUUUGUUUUUAAUUUCUUCAGAUGUAAUUGCUUUGUUUGUUUGUUUUUAAAGUGCCAGUUUCUGUUUGAAUGGAGAUCAUUCCAGUUUGUAUCUGGUCGCAAAACCCAUCAUUAAAAAAAAAAAGAAAAGAAAAAAGAAAAACAGGAUGGUGGCAUGAAAAUGGACAUCAAAAAUCAACAUAAUGAUAAACCUAAACUAGCUUUUUAAAAUUCUACAUACUAUGAUUUUCAGCUGUCAUAGUAAGUGUGUCUUCACAGCAAUAAGAUUUAAUACUGUGGGAUUUUUUUUGAAGUCACAAAUUCUUCUCUAAUAUGUAAAAAUACACUUGAUGUACUCAUGGAAGUUUGUGCUGGAAAUGGACACACUUUAACAAAUCCAAGUUCUCAGAAAAGGAAAUUAAAUUUCCAUGAGAUACACUGGAUGAAAACGUUCCCUUCAAGUAUAAUAUCAAUAAUAUCUAUAUUGCCGGAGUACGUUUGCAUUAAAUGAGUUUUGCAGUAGAUUAAAUGCUUCAACUUCACUUCACUAUUUAAUCAUCCACAAAUGUUCUUUAUUACUUUGUAUACUAUGGCUCAAUAGAUCGAAAUUUCUUGUUAUAUAAGGCCACUCAUGUUCAAGUUAGAUGCUGAUAAGAUUUAUCAGUGUGAGGACACACCAAAACCUAUUAUAUAUUCAGCGAUUGCCCUAGACAUUAGUAUUAGGUUUAUUGUAGGAGUAAAUGUUGAAAUCAUUACAGGAUUGAUUGUAGCAUUUAACUCUAGUGUAAACUAUAAGGGUUACGCCAGUAUUGCAAUUAACAUUCCUAAAUGCUCCCAUUUAUAUCAACAGAGAAACUCAGUGGCAGUCUUUGUUCUCGACACCUCACCUCUUGGACUUGAUGUUUAUUCGUAUUAUUUGAAUUGCAACAUUAUGUAAUACAGUGUAAUUCCAUAUGCCACAAUGCAGCAUUGUGUAGAUGAUUCAAAGAUUUCUGAUAUCAGAUUGCCAAAUGGUUGUCUGGCAUCCAACCUAAAUGCCAUAUAAACAGGCAAAGCAGGUAAUUAAACCCAGUUAAUUCAUGCCGCAUUCCCUGGCACUUUUAGUAUUUCAGAAAUGUGCUCUCAGUUUUAAAAAGGAAAUUGAUUUUUAAAAUAACUUUAUCAAAUACUUAACCAUACUUAAUAACUAAAUAGAUUUUUCUGGCAUUUAUCUUCUACUUCCUGAAGUACAUGCUCUAAGCGCACCUUGGUAAAGGUCUGCUGGUCUAAACUCUGUUUUUUGCUGGAAUGAAGAUGUUUUCAUCUUUGCCCUCAUUCCUGAAAGGUGGUUACUCUAGGUGCCCAAGUCUAGACUGAAGUUACUUCCUCGCAGCACUUUGAAGAUAGCUCCUGUUCUAAAGUCUGCGUUGUUCUUUAUCAAAAGGUUGGCCUUGAAUAUUACACCCUAGUUAUUCAGUAGGCAGUCUGCCUCUUUUCUCUGACGGCUUUAACAUGCUCUCUUUGUCUUUGAUGUUCUUAGUUUCUGUUGCUCAUGUUUGCAUGGCAGGGUGCUUCUUAAGUCUGAGAACAUGCGUCUUUCAUCAAGUGUGGAAUAUUCGCAGUGAUUAUCUCUUUGACUCUUUCCUCUCUCAGGCUCUGAAUUAGAUCCCCUUGCUCUCUGCUCCAUCUUGUUUGACCUUUUCUCCUCAUAUUUUCUGUCUCUAGGCUAGGUAAUUUCUUUAGAUCUUUCUUCCAGUUUAUUCUGCUCUUUAACUCAUCCAUUGAGUUUGUUUUUCCUUCUUUUUAUUUAACCUCAGGUCCAUUGGACUGAGUGAUCACAUUCCUUAUACCCCUUAGCUCAUGGUACACAGUUGUAAUUGGUCCAAACAAAGCUCUCUGGCUUUCUUCACUCAUUCUAUUUUAUUGCUAAAUCCCAACAUUAUACCUGUCCUCAUCACAGGCAAAUAUUUGGAUAUGUUUGACGUGUAUCUCUUUAUUUCUAUGUGCUUUUAUAAAACAGGUGUUAUCUUAGGUGCAUGUGCUUUUAAUUUCAUAAAUAUAUUUUCUAUGUUAUAUUCUUCUUAAUUUUUGCUAAGCUCUAUGUUUUUAAAGAUAUGUCCAUAUUGCUUUAUAUGUAUUUAUUCUAUUGCUUCUAACUGUUGUGUAGUAUUCCAUAGUAUGCACCCACUAUGCUUGAAUGCUCUGUUCACCUAGUGAUGAAAACUAUGUUGGUGGGGUAGUUAAUUUAGGAGAGAGGCCAAAGCAGGACCUAAAAACUCUACCCUCAUCUGUCCUCCCAUUGCUGUGUGCAGCCUGCUGCAAAUCCUGUCCUCAAAUCGCCACCACUCACUCACACAAACACACACACACACACACAGAGUCCAUGACAGCCUUCAUUUUCUGAGAUGUUCUAGAUUUGGUCCAUCCUCAGAUUCUUGCCACCCUCCCUUCCUAUGGGGUCUCCAGGGUUGAUCUGCCUCUGGGUGCCGGCCAUUAAUUUAUCAGCUUUCAGGAUGUCAGUUCCACUAGGUUUACUAAAUUUAGUACUUACAUUUUCAGUUUGAGAAUUCUCUUUUGUUCUUCCUAUCUCCCCAUCAUUUUUGAUAUCUUCUUUCAUUUCUUUAAGUAUAGUAAGAAACCUGUUUUCUAUUCUGUAUUUGGUAUUUCCAAAUCAUCACUAUUUUGUGGGUGUGACUCUAUAGUUUGUUUUUCUUUAGAUUUUCAACUUGAGCAUCUUGAGAAGGUAUUGGGAACUACGUAGAUAGUAUGGGUUCUAGCCCUAAAUCAGCCAGCAUGCCACUGUAUGAUUAAGAAUAGACAGGAGGAGUUCCUGUAGUGGGUCAGUGGUUAAUGAACCCGAGUAGGAACCAUGAGGUUGUGGGUUCCAUCGCUAGCCUCGCUCAGUGGUGUUGCUGUGAGCUGUGGUGUGGAUAACAGAUGUGCCUUGGAUCUUGCAUUGCUGUGGUUGUGGUGCAGGCCGGCAGCUGCAGCUUGGAUUGGACCCCUAGCCUGGGACCCUCCAUAUGCCGUGGGUGCGGGCCUAAAAAGACAAAAGACAAAGACAAAAAAAAAAAAAAAGGAUAGACAGGAGAGGUUUUCUGGAUUUUUUUUUCCCCCUUUUAUCCAAAGCCAAGGCUGAGACAGGCAAGUAAACAGCCCUUGUCCAUGAAGCAAGGGUUCUUGCUGGGUCACCUACUGACAGUAUUGCCUGUGCAAGUUCCUGACUUUGUGCAGAGGUCUUGGAUUACAUACACACAUUCCCGGCUUGGGCCCAGUACUAUCUCUCUUGCCUCCCACAAAGUAUAGCCCGUCUAUCCACCAUAUUGCCUCAGGUGGAUACUUUUGUGAUGCCAAGCAGAGAGAACAGAAAAUUAUUCCAUUCUAAGUCCUGCUUAAUUUAUAAUUAGAAGUGGAAGAAAUUUAGAAUAGAAAUAGUAUAGAAAAUAUAAUAUUCUAUAAAAACAAUGGAUGGCAGAGAGUCUUGUGACAGAAUUAAACCUGGUAAUUCAUGAGUUUUUGUGCAUAGAAUAAAUGUCAUGGAGAAAUAAGUUCAAAGACAGGGAUUCUAACUAUGACAUAACUGGUUUGUUAUCAAAUCAUUUUGCCUCUCAGUGCUUCAAUUUCCAUAUUUGCAAAAUAAAAAUAAUAAGGCCUUUUGACACCAGGGUUCAUUGUGAGGAUUGAAUACAGGAAGAUGUGUGAACUUAUUUUGAAAAGUAUAAUGCAACACACAACAUAAAGUUGUAAAGGAGAUACGUUGUGCCUUUUAAAAACUGUUCUUAUGUAUUUGUUAAAGGGAAUGAUUUUUUUGUCAUUAGUGAAUUCACUGUUCAUUUAUUCAAUCAAACACUUAUUGAGCAUUCCCUCUAUCCUAGAUUUGGUAACUAUGCACUUCUUCAAGGACACAGUUUAUUAGAGAAAACAAUGCAUACUCAAUACAUUUAUAAUAAAUAUAGCUGUAAUAAAUUCAUCUCCUUAACACUCUUCUGUAAUUCUGAUUCAUCACUAGUUCUAACCUCCCAAGUCAGUCUUCAAUUAUGAGAAAUUACUUUCUGCAUAAUUACAUACAAUAGAACAUAUACAUCAAGUAUUGUGAUUACAUGAGGAAAAUAACUAAAACCAAAUACAGUCACUGAGGCUUCAGAAUUUUUUUAAAACUGCAUUUUACCUAUAGUAAAAACCCAUCGUUUUAGUUUUACAGCCCUCUCUAAAUUUCAAAUUAAAGAAAAUAACUGAAAAAGAUUAUUUUAUAUCGAUGACCAACAGUGAUGAGUCAUUCAGUUAGCAAAAACUAAAUGCUCUAAAGGUACUAGGAAAAAAGCUGUUUAUCACUAAAUAAGGCGUGCGGAUAAGCAAACUCUUUGGGAACUUUUAUCUGCCUUGUUUGGUUUUCCUGGCACACCUCAUUGUGUUUUCUCCAUUUUAUCAUUAAGUUUUAGGUCAGAAGUAUAAGGCAGAGGGGCUUCUGUAGUUAAAAUUUGCAUGAUUACGUCUGUUUUUUUCCUCGUGACAUAUAAUUUGGGUAGCAGUUUCUAUAAGCUAGUUCUUCUAAUUUAACCAUGAAAUAUUAAAACCAAUUUCAAAAAUGAAAGCACAAAAAUUAUCUAGGUUUUGAUCUUAAUAUAAAAUAAAGUCAGUAAUUAUAAAACAAGAAUUAUAUGCCCUUAGAAUGUAGUGUUUUACCCUAUUAAAUUUGCCAGUAUUGCAAACCAUUAUUUACUGGAACUGCUUUAUUAGAUAUUCAUAUUCACAAACUCAAUUAGGAAAAAGUUAGCAAGUCAAGAUUACAUUCCCUGUAGCAUUAUUUUAAAUUACGAUGGGUGAUCCCAUAAAACUCUCUAGUAUUUAUCUGAAGCAAUUAUUACUUACUCUACUUCAUAGUGUUAAUCUAAAUCACUGAUCAUUGAUGUUUGAACUAUUUUGUUUAAAUGUUUACUUUGUUUGUAAUAUUUUCUUGAAUAAGAUAAAUUUAACUUGUGGAAAACUCUACUGCACAAUUUUUAAAAGGAGGUAAUUUGGCAAUACUUAUGUUUUAAAAUAUUUUUUAAGCAGAGGAGUGCUGUUAAUUAAAAAAACUAUUGUCCUGAAUUUUUUUAACACUAUCUUUUGAUUUUAAAAUGGUAUGUAUGCAGAUUUAUGAGAAACUAAAAUAUCUUGAAAAAAAUCUUAUGCAAAAAAUGCAAGUGCUUUGUAAGUCAAUUUCAUGUGGUUGUUUUUUUUUUUGUUUUUUUUUUUAAUUUACAGCAAGCCAAUAAAUCAGCUUUUAAAGCAC
Messenger RNA from Sus scrofa (pig), 7102 nucleotides. RefSeq names its product cytochrome P450 family 7 subfamily B member 1 (gene CYP7B1). Gene Ontology annotation, molecular function: oxysterol 7-alpha-hydroxylase activity; iron ion binding; heme binding. NCBI's taxonomy places the organism in Eukaryota, Metazoa, Chordata, Mammalia, Artiodactyla, Suidae. Gene Ontology annotation, biological process: cholesterol homeostasis; bile acid biosynthetic process. The record is from RefSeq and is a predicted model, not a curated record.